GUGGCUUAGAGCACGGCGAGCAUUACACAAUCUGGCACUUCUUGUGUGGGGUUACUAUUGGCUCGGGGAUAAUGCUGGCAACGAAAGAAGCCAUGUCGGAGUUGUGCCAGGAUAACUAAAGCCAAGACAAGAAGGGAAAAGUAAAAAAACAAAAGUCUGAUAAAGGGUUAAUGUACUUCCCCGCAAGGAAAAUGAAUAAAGCAGCAACAGGCAUGCUGGAUCUGAGCUUUCUAGAGGAGGAGGAAGCCAGAAAGAUCCUGGAGGUGAUGAAUAGGGACGAGGAACUGAGGAGAGGAGAGAAAGAGCGUGUCAGCAAACUUCAGCAUGCCAAGAGGGACCAAAAAUGGUUACAUGGAGUGACAGGGGAAUGGUUCGAAGAAAUCCAGAGAAAAAAGUUUAAGAAUGACCCAGACGUGAGGAGCUUAGUGCAACAGCCUCUGACCUUUCGGCUGAAGAAAAAGAAACCUAGAGGAGCACUGUUAACACCAAGGAAACUGAAUAUGACUGAAGGUCAAACCCUCAUUACUGUAGGGAGAGAGAUUUCACUUCCAGCAGAUAAGUGUUUUUCAUAGUAAUAGUUCUCAAAUUGAAUAAGUCACAUCUGGGCUUUGAAAGACUCCAGAUUCAGUGAAUACAUUAAAAAAACAAAAGAACGCUCUUUGGUUAAAUCGACUUCAAUGAUUAUGCUAGUGCUAAAGCAGUACCUAUUGUAUUUUAGUAGACAUGUGCAUGACGAAAAAAUUUGGUUCGGAUCGAUUCGGAAUUUUUCGAAGUUCGGUUCGGAUCGAUUCGAAUUCGGAAAAUUUUGAAUCAAUUUGUUUUGGAUUCGAAGAAAUUCGGCUGGAUUCGGUUCGAUUCGGUUCGGAAAUUCAGAAUUUCGGUAAGUGUUAGGUGGGAUUAGACUAGUAUUAUGUACUGUAUAUUAGGUGUAACCCAUAGCAGAGUGAUAUAACCUAAUAUACUGUACAAUACUAGUGUAAUCCAUGGCCAUCCGAAUUUACUGAAUAAAUCCGAAGUAAUUUGGAUUUAUUCGCGAAAUUCGGCAGUAUUUUAAUUCGGAAAUUCGGUUCGAUCCGAAUUGCCGAAUUUUCCGAAUUUCCGAAUAGAACCGAACCGAAUUGCACAUAUCUAUAUUUUAGUACCUUCAUGUGCACAGGAUGCCCAUCUAUGUUGCAACCUCAUCUUCACUACUGGGUAAAAUCGGUUUACUGCUCCUGCAGGUCGGACACUGCCCAUUUAUUAGCGGUGCCAUGUUCUACAGUGUUAGACAAACUGUAUUAAGUAUGUGUUAAAUAGACCGUUUCUGAAGUUCUUCACGCUGCACUGUGAAAACAUAGCAUUGCCAUUACUUUUAUUUGCACUUGGUUGUAAGUGCUCUGUAGUUACAUUAGUAGUAUUAGUUAGUGCAUUCUAUUACAUCACUAUUAUAUAGGGUAAAUGCCAUACAUUUUACAAAAUGCACAAAGUACUGCUUGUUGUACCAGUCUUGCAUUUUCAUGCCAGUUGGAAAUAGGUUAUAGUGUUUGCUUAUGAUUGGACGCUCCAAUGGAGAAAAAAAAAACAGGUACUUAUUUUUAUUUAUAGAACCACUCAAUGCAGUAGAUUUGCAUAAUAAAAAGACAACGCAAUAACACCUACUCUGAAUUUCAAAUAAGCAAUAGAAUUUUGUUUCGGACAAAUUUAUUAUUUCGCCCAUUUUCAUGUGACAGACGUCAGCCAAUCACAGACUAGUAUACGUAUAUUCAGGGAGCUUGUGCACAUGCUCAGUAGGAUCUUGUUCCCCGGAAAGUGUGAAUAUAAAGGCUGUGCAAAAUUUGACAAUGGAAGUAAAUUGGAAAGUGUCUUAUGACUCGAGUGUCCCUUUAAUUUGUCAGAAACAGUUCUUGUUGCCAUAACUUAUAUAAAAUGAUUCACUUACACAUGACAUUAGAAAGGGGUUUGAAGAGAUUUGAGACCAAUGUAUGUGCCCAUUAUUAGAUUUGUAUUUGUCAGUUUUUAUUGUUGGAUUUAAUGUAUUUGUAUUUGGUUGUGCACUGACCAUUACCUGUUAUGUCUUAGAUUCUGAGGACUCUAGAAUGUCUCGAUCGAGAAAUGUACAACCCCAGAAGAGCUCAGUGACUGGAACUUCUCUCCUUGGACUCCGAUCUCCAUUCGCCUCAUUGUUUUCCUUUAGAAAAUCGAUAAAGCAGAGUUCAAAGCCACAGCCAGAAAGACAUGGCAUCUUUUCUACAAAUAAUGAAAUACCUAGCAAUACCGAAGAAAAGAAAAAGUUUGGUAUAUACCAGUCCAGCAGAGUGAAGCAGCUCGUAAGUCUUUUUGAACCUCGCCAGAAAAAGGAGGAUGAAUCGGGGCCUGCAAACGCUCAACUGCAAAAAGAGGUCUAUCAGGUUUUAGGAGACUUGGACCAAAAACUUGCCCAAGAACAUGGUCAGCAACUCAGAACCAUCAGAAGGACUGCAAACUACAUACCUGGAAGUCAUGAUGAGAACAAAGCCUCCUUCAACAAAAUACCAGAAGCCAGAAAAGGACACACCAGAAAUUCUUAUUCACAGGAUGAAUACAGAACGGUACCACUUGAAGGAACACAUAAAACACAUGCCACCUACCAGCCAAGAAAGUUUUAUGAUAUGUAUUUUAACAGACAUCGCACAACCUCAAAACAGCAAAAAAAUGAGUUUGAAAAAAGCCCUUCCUGGUGUUCAGCACUUGGAAGCAAAUCAAUAUCACCCAGCACUGCAACCAGUUCUGGAUCAUUUUCAUCAAGCAGUUUACAGUAUCCUUCGCUGGGACGGCAAAAUGAUUUCAGUUUUGAAAGGACUAACCAGCAAAUGCCAAAGAGAACACCCAUAUCCUCUAUCAAAUGGGAGAAUCAAUCUUCUGCUGGAAAUAUUGACAAUCACAACAAACCUUUUAGGACACAGUCUGCCAUGGACCUUACUAAAUUGGACAGCUCUUCUCAGCAAAACAGGAUGUACAGCUUGUACAAGAAUAAAAAUAGCUACAUAGAUUCUGGGUCUAACACUAAUGACUAUCAUAGGACUAAUUAUAAAAAUGAUAGUUUCCUUAAGAACUCCAUUCAUAACGCAUUCCGUUCUAGCAAAUCCCACUCUUUUGAUCUUACUGAUGAUGGAUAUUCUCCAUCAUUUAAUGAAGAAAACAAAGAAAAUACAUUAACAAAAAUGGAGAGUUCAUUUGGUUUUUCUAGUAAUAAAUAUUACCAACAAGUGGAACCCAUGGAAAUCAGUGGUGAGAUUGAGCAUCAAGUUCCUUUGAUCCAAAAUGCAUCUAAUCACAAUACUAAUACUGCAUUAACAAAAAACUUUGAAAAAGGAAGCGUUCCCUGCUUUCAAAUACAAUCUGAAAAUAAUAAUGUAACUGCAAACUCAUCCGAAAAACAAAGAAAUGCUGAUAAUACAACAGACAGAAAUCAAGAUUCUCUUAUGCAAAACACUCUUAGCUCAGUACACUUAAAUUUCUCCUGUGAAACCAAAAACAUUGACAAGCCUAUGCAAGUUGACUUUGCACUGAAGGAUCAGUCAAAGUUUGAGAUUGACAGAGCUGAUGUUCCUAAUGUUUGUUUUCAAUCUACAGAUUUUGUGCCUAAUUUGUCAAGUUUAAACCAUACACAGCAAAAUGCAUCUUCUUCUAGAUCAAUACACAUUAAGAACGAUUUGCCAUCUCAUGCAUCUGAAAAAUCACAACAGACUGACAACUCAAAUAAGGAUGGAGACACGUUAUUUUCUAGAUCAAAACCAAAAGUUUAUGACUUCAAAAACUCUUUUAAUACUAAAACAUCUCAUGGAUUACAAAGCAGCAGCAUACCAGAUAAUCAAGGACAGUUUGUCUGCUCAAAUAUCAGAGAUAAAAAAACAAAAGCAAACAAGAUGCUAUGUUCCGAUAUGCUGAGGGAUCAAAGCAACACUUCAUCAUCGCUUCCAGAUUUAAGCAACUUGAGGAUUUUUGCAACAAACAAAAGAAAAGUGAAAAACUAUACAGAGAAAAAUGGCUCCACUGUUACGCAGGGACACAUAUUAUCUACAGCAAUUGAAAAGCAAAAUGACAAUAAAACAUUAUCGAUCUAUCCUGUCCAUGCUACUUAUGGUGUAGACAACCUGAACACGCCAUUUGAUGUUUCUUAUAAUGUCACCAACCAUAAGGAACUUGAAAUGCAUUUUGAAAAAACUAUUGAAUCAAAAGAAAUAGUUCCCUUUUCAGAUGGCACAAUGGAUAUUGACACAAACACACCAAAACAUUUAAUUGAAGAUAAUCCCAAGGACUGUGAUAUGGGAGUGCUAAACAAUCAUAUGUAUAAUUUAACAACGACUAUAGAUUAUACAAAUAACAACAGACAGUCAAUAACAUUACUUGAAACCUCUCAUGAACAGUGUAAAGAUUAUUAUGUGGCAAUAACUGAUACUAUACAAAGCCUUCGAGUAAGUGUCAAUCCCUCAGUGACAGAGACUGCAAAUGAUCUUGAAUGUUCAUACAUUGCUCAUGCAAAGCCCUUAGUGGAAAAUCAUUCUAAGCCAACGACUCAUGAGAAAAAAAGUCAAAUUAAGCAAAGUCUAUAUGAUCAUUUAGAUACUGACAUAACUUACCAAUCAGAUCUGAGCAUUCCUUUUCAAAAGGGUUCUGGUUUAAUCACCAGUAGAGAAAACAAUGAGGAGGAACAUUCUCACAUAAAGCCUUUGAAUGAAAAUGAUUUUAAAUCUGAUUUUGUUAAUAGUCCAUUUCAAAUCUCAAAUUAUGUUAUGCCUAAAACAUGUAUUGUACCAUUGUCUACUGGAGAGAAGCAGGACACAACUGAUUGUCCAUCAGAACCAUAUGUUAACCAAAAUUUGAUUCUUGAUGUGCAUAAAUAUACACAUACUAUGAGUUCUGGAUCUGUGGAUUCAUCUGCAACCACCAGAUUGUCUACAGCACCUGUUGCAAAACUAGUAGAAGAACAUUUCCAAACUCAUUCUUCAAAUCAAUCAGCAAUUCCAAGUAGUAAACCAAAUAAAUCCAUUAAUUUACUAAAAGAGCACUUACUUUUGGCACCAGAACCAUAUAAGACCUAUACUAGCAUUAAAAACAUUAUAGAACCACAGUGGAAUGUCCCUGAAAGUUUUAAGGAAGAAGUUCAAAGUGUUGAUAAACCUGACUCGCCAAUAUCCAAGGUUUUAAAUGUUGCAGAGGAGCAUAACACUGAGAAUAAAACUGUGCAAAGUCACAACAUGCAUCACUCAACCAUAACAAGGACACACGUUUAUGAGAAAAGUAGCACAAGCUCUAAAAUGCCUGACUCUGAUACAAUAGAAUAUCAUAAGUUUGUUUCAAUUUAUUGCAGCCUUCCCCGCAAAUAUUCAAAACCUCCCAUAGCGUUUUCAGAAAAUAAUAUGAGAAACAUUGAUAUGACUCUUGAAAACAGCAAAGCACCUAGUGCGCUUCUGGAAAAGAACAGAUCUAUGGAAUAUAAAGAGAACAUAUUAAAAACAUUAUCACCGCAAACACCUGAAACUGUAACCAAAAAUGAAUUCAUUUCAGAAAGUACAGCUCAUGCAAAAUCUCGCAGUUCUUCAUUUCCUAUCACUUCUCUUCAAACUAAUCUAUCAAAAAAGAGUCAUAGGGUGCUUUCAAAUGAAGAUAUUAUUUCUCCAGUUAAUGAUCUUGUGGAUAUGUUUGGUUCUUUAAAAAUAGCUGAAAGAAAAUCAUCUUAUAAUCAGACUUUCACUGAUCUUAACACUCAGAAAAAUUACACCAAUGAAGACAGAUAUACUGGUUACAAUAAUUACAAUGAUCUUGAAUCUCCUGCUAAGCACAAGUUGAAUUUUUAUUGUACGUUGCCAAAUAGAAAGUCCAAUUUAAAGUAUUAUGGGAAAAGUCCUCCUGAGAGAGAUGUUACCAAUGCCUAUGAAAGACCUAUUUACUCACCUCCAGGAAAUGUUAAUUUUAUAUCCCAAGGAUCAAAAAAGUUAUCACCAUCUAAAUCAUUUGGAAAUGAUAAUCUCAGCAAUUCACCUAUUUAUGACUUGACGUCGCCAAAAUUUACACCAUAUGGAAAUGAUACUCUUAGAAAUUCACCUAUAUAUGAUUUUAUGCAUUCAAAAUUACCUCCAUCUAAACCAUUUGAAAAUGAUAAUCUCAGCAAUUCACCUAGUUAUGAGUUUCCAUCACCAAAAUUCCCGCAAUCUAAAACAUUUGGAAAUAAUAAUCUCAGCAAUUCACCUAGUUAUGAUUUCCCAUCACCAAAAUUCCCGCAAGCCAAACAAUUUGGAAAUAAUAAUCCCAGCAAUUCGCCUAGUUUUGAUUUUACAUCUUCAAAAUUCCCUGCAUCUAAACCAUUUGGAAAUGAUAAUCUUAGUAAUUCUCCUAGUUUUGAUUUUACAUCACCAACUUUUUUUGAAAAUGAAGAUGAACCAAAUAGCAUAAAUAGCUUUAUUAUGAGAGACACUACACUGUUAAGACAACACUCUAAUGAUGGCAGUACGAUACCUUUGCAAAAAUGUAUUCCCCACUCCAAAAGUUUUAAAGAUUUCAGUUCCCAUGGGCAGUACAAUAAUAUAGAUUAUCUUGUCUCACCAUACAACAACUACAGCUUGGAACCACUUGUUCACAACCAGUCAAAUGUAACUAAAGUCAAUGAAAUGUUAAACAGAACUAAGCCUUCUGUGUUUUCUAAAUAUAAUCAGAAUGAUAUUAAUACUCAGAGAAACGCCAGACAAUACACAUUUUCUUUUGACAACUCAAAUCAACGGGAAUUCAAUAGCUUGCGUAGGAAAUCAUCUAGAUGUUCCCCUAAAAUGUCAGAUGACCCUGACUCUCCACCAAUGUACUAUUCAACAAAUCCAAGCCAUUCUAAUCCCUUAGACAAGUCGUUCUAUGGAUGUGGUAGUCCUGUCGGCUAUUCUGAGCCCACAGGUUCACCAUUGUACCGUUCAAAGAGCUUAAAAGUUUUGAAUUUUGAAGAAAAGCAAGACUGUAUGGAUUUCAGGUGCAAGAAUGACCAGCAAUUCUCUUCAAAGAGCUAUGGAGGAAAGUUAAGCACUAGAAGUCCUUCAUCAUGUAAAGGCUCCAGUAAUACAAAUUAUAGCAGGAGAUUUUCAUCAGAGAAUAUUAUAGAUGAAAAUGAAAACUGGCCAAGUACUGAAACAAGCAAGAAACCAGUCUAUACGUCUAAAUCUCUUGAUUAUGGUAUUUUUGGAAAAGAGCAACAGGAAGCAUUUUUAAAAAACAUCAAAAGAACUCUCACAGAAGGUAGACUAUGGAGGCCAAGCUUUCUUAAAUACCCUGGUGUUCUAAGAAAUGAAGACAAUCUUUCUUCUGGUGAUUGCCAGGUUAUAAACAGCAGUUCUCAACUGUCUAUGUUACAAGAACCAACCUCAAAGAUGCCACUUAAUAUUUACAAUGAUAGAAACACUAUUUGUUCGGACUCCGACAAUGAUACAACUACAGACGAUGAAUAUUACUUGGAUGAAAAUGACAAAGAAUCUGAACUGUGAGAACAAACGGUGCUGUAAUCACAUAGUAUUUAUUGUUAAUUCUUCUGGUUAACAAAUAAUGUUUUCUUUCAAUAUUCAGAAACUUGUAUUGCAACCAAACCAUGAACAGCACCGUCUAAUUACUUUUGUAAUACCAGUCUGUUUACAUGCAACUUAAAAUGCAGUAUAAGAUUAUAUACUACAAAGAGAUAUAUAUGUUUGCAUUUUCAAAGGUGACAGUACCAAAGUGGCACCAUUUUCAUUUUUCCUUCAAAACGGAUAUGGAGAGUAACAUAACUUAAAGAGUAAGAGCAAUCCGGGGUAUGUGCCAAUUCCUUGUACAAUAAGUGAGGUUUUCAUUACUAAUUUUGUAAUAUACCUAAUUUCACAGUACAAAAGUGAUACUUGAAGAUAUAACAAAAUAGUGAUACAGCUUAGGACUAUAAAAAGAGCAAGUUGUAUUUAUGUAGAUCAGACAUGGCUCCUACUGACACAUCUGUAAGAAUGGACUUGCUAUUUUGUCACGUUGUAGUUUAGUUUCAGGAGAGGUACAUGGAUAUUGUUUAAAGUGACAGUUUACUCCAAAAAAAAAAUAUCCCCUUUAAUUUGUUCCCAAUGAUCCACUUUACCUGUUGGAGUGUGUAAGUAUUUCCUUUACCCUUUUAUUGGCAUUUGAAAUAGUUGUUUUAGCAUGUGGAAUCCCCACCUAAAGUUUCUGACCUUAGGUCCAAGCUAUAGAUUAAAUGUGUAAACACAGCCAGCAGAAGAAAUUACACUCCCAAGUGGAGUAUAGAAGAGAUAAGGUUAUAAAUUGUUAAUUUUCCAUUGUUCUCGCCAAGCAUUGGAGAGCCCUGCAGGCUCGCCAGAAACAGUAGUUAUGAGGCAGCGGUCACAAAGAGAACGAUCGGGUUGAUUGACACCCCGCUGCUGGUGGCCCAUUGGCCGCGAGUCUGCAGGGGGCGGCGUUGCACCAGCAGCUCUUGUGAGCUGCUGGUGCAAUGCUGAAUACGGCGAGCGUAUUGCUCGCCGUAUUCUGCGAGGUCUAGUGGACCUGAUCCGCACUGUCGGUUCAGGUCCGCCAGACUUUCUUAAAUAGGGGCCUUUGCCUUAUAUGGUGGAACCCACUCAGAGUAUGGUGUUUUGUAGUUAGAUCCCUUGUAAUAUAUUAACCAAAUUCCAUACAGAAAGCAUUUCCAAAACACCAAAAACCCUUGACAGACUGAUCGGAAUGAAAUCAUUAUUCGAAUGCUUUUGUAUUAAGGAAUUUUCUUGUAUGUUACUUAUAGAUAGUGGGGUUUUCUAAUUUAAUCAAUUCUUAAUCUAUGCACUAUUUUCAUUAGUCUCCAUUAGGAUCAUGACAUUUAUAUUUUUUUGGUUUUGUUUUGUAAAUACUUAAUACUGCAGAGAUUCCACAGUUAUAUUUUAUUUUCAAAUGAUAUUUUAAUUUAUUUUCUGGAUUUACUGUAUAGGGCCUAUAACAAUGUAAAUAUCUUUUCUUCCAGAUCUAUAAAUACAUAUAUUGCUAGUUAUCUGGUAUUUGUAUAUUAAAGGCUACUGGCCCCCAAAAAAGCACUUUAUAAAAAUAUUUAUAAAAAUAUUUAUGAACCUUAUUGUCUAUAGAAUCUCUCAACAAGGUGUGUUAAGUCAUUUAAGUGAUGUAAAUGAAUGCACCGUUGUUUGAAUACACCUGUUUAGUAUUAUGAAAUACUUUUUUUUUUUUUUAAAUGUUUUUCUUUGUUUAGGUUCCUAUAAAAUUGUCAUAUUUGUAUUUUAAGAAAACAUUAAAUGUGUAGUAAAAAAUGUCAAACUUAAAUGAUGUGCUUAAUUAUAAGAAAUAGUAUGUACAACUUAUUCAUUUUUAAGAUAGGAUAUUGUUUUUUUAUGAUAUAAUUAAAUGGACAUAAAAAAUUAAAAUAUGCCUGAGUAUAUUUCAGUUUUAAAUAGCAUUAUUGUAACAUACUAAAAUUAGCACAAAUGCUUCUAGUAAAACUAGUAAAAACUUUUCUUUUAGGGGCAUAUGUUUCAUACGUCCUGUGCUCCCAUCUUAAAAAAACACCUAAGCACCUGCUUAGAAAACUGGUCAUUGACUCAGUUUGUGUCAUUCAAACCUUCACCAGCUGAGCAGGUACAGUGCUUAAAGGGACAGACUAGUCAAUAUUAAACUUUCAUGAUUCAGAUAGGACAUGCAGUUUUAAACAACGUUCCAAUUUACUAUUCUCAUCAAAUUUGUUUUGUUCUCUUGGUAUUCUUUGUUGAAAGCAAACCUAGGUAGACUCAAACUGAUUUCUAAACUGUGAAAAACUGCCUCCAACCUCAGUGCAUUUUGACAGUUUUCCACAGUUAGACAGUGCUAGUUCAUUUGUGCAAUAUACUGUAGAUAAACAAAGUGCUCACUCCCGUGGAGUUAUUUAUGAGGCAGUACUGAUUGGCUAAAAUGCAUGUCUGUCAAAAGAACUGAGAGAAGGGGCAGACUGCAGAGGCUUAGAAACAAAGUAAUCACAGAGGUAAAAAGAGUAUUAAAGGAAUAGUCUAGUCAAGAUUAUUUUUUUUUUCAUGAUUCAGAUAGAGCAACAAUUUUAAGCAACUUUCUAAUUUACUCCUAUUAUCAAUUUGGUAUCUUUAUUUGAAUGUAAGCUUAGGAGCCAGGCCAUUUUUUGUUUAGCACCUGAGUAGCGCUUGCUGAUUGGUGUCUACAUUUAGACACCAAUCAGAAAGCUCUACCCAGGCGCUGAACCAAGAAAUGGACCGGCUCCUAAGCUUACAUUCUUGCUUUUUUUUAAUAAAGAUAUCAAAAGAACGAAGAAACUUGAUAGUAGGAGUAAAUUAGAAAGUUGCUUAAAUUACCCGCUCUAUCUGAAAGUUUCAUUUUGACUCUUUAAUAUAACAGUGUUGGUUAUGCAAAACCAGGAAAUGGAUAAUAAAGGGAUUAUCUAUAUUUUUAAACAAUAAAACUUCUGGAGUAGACUGCCCCUUUAAAUGUGCCCUGAACACAUGCAACAUAUGCGCCUGACACCGUAACAUCUUGCUAGAAGCAGAUAACUGUAUCAGUACAUUGCUAAACUGCUUCUAUUCAAAAUCUAAAUGCACUCCGACAUAUUUCAAAGUUGACUAUUAUGUUGCUUUAAUUUCCAUUGCUAAACAUUCUUAACCUAAACAUAUUUUUUACUUUAUUAAUGCAAAAUCAGCUGUUUGAAACAACUUUCAUUAUUUAUUUCUAGCUUUUAUAUAUUUUAGAUCUUAAAGGGAUAUGAAACCCAAAAAAUAUAUUUUGUGAGUUCGACAGAGCAUAGAAUUAAAAAAAAAUGUCCAAUUUACUUCUAUUAUCAAAUGUGCUUCGUUCCCAUGAUAUUCGUUCUGGAAGAGAUGCCUAGCUAGGUGUAUGGAGCACUGCAUGGCUGGAAAUCGCGCUAUUGCAAAUGGAUCACAUUCUUGCAAAACUGCUGCCUUAUGGUGCUCCAGACACGUGCACGCUCCUGAGCUUUCAACCCUGCUUUUCAACAAAAGGUUCCAAUAGAACAAAGAACAUUUGAUAACAGAAGUAAAUUAGAAAGUUGUAAAAAAUGUCAUGCUCUAUCUGAAUCAUGAAACAAUGUUGGGUUUCAUUUCCCUUUAAGGCUAACCCUGCUAAAUAUAUUAUGUACUUUAUACUCCAGCCUGGAUUCGAUCCUCCAAAUAUGGCAGAAUAUAAAACUUUCUAAACAAUUACAAUUUGCCACAAAUUAUUUUUUUUAAUGUGAAAAUGAUGUGGCCGGACUGUUAGCCGACAGACAUUUGGCCGACGGAUAAUAGUCUGACACACAAGUGGCUGUCCGAUAACAGUCCGGCUACGAGUUAGAUAGAUUUGAUAGAUUAGAUAAAUAGAUGCAAUAGAUAGAUAGAUAAAUUCGAUAGAUUCAAUAGAUAGAUAUAUAAAUAGAUAGAUUCGAUAGAUAAUUUCACAGACAGAGAAUUACAAGACGUGCGGUCUGGGACCCAUGGUUGGGUUCCCAGAGGCGGUUGCGGCGCCCGAGGCUUUGAUUAGAACAGAGCACUCCGUAGCGUAUCUGCCCUCAGCUGAACUCGGAACAUGCUUCAGCAUUCUGUCCGUCGGCCAAAUGUCCGUCAGCAUUUUGUCAGAGCACAGAAAAUUAGCAACUGCUUAUUAUAAUAUUUGACAGAAUUACUGGAGGCCCAGUCGCCAGGCCUGGCUUCAUUAAAGUGCUUUCUUUUCUUUUGUGAGGUUUUGCACAAAACAUUCCUGCACCCUACUUCAGGUUCUCAAUGUGGAUUGGGUGAUUCGUUGGAUUGGGUGAUUCGUUUGAAUGCAAUGCAGAGUGUACAGGUGUCCCCCUUUCUGUUUUACUAUUGAAAAAAACACCAGCAAAAUGGAAAUAAUCAAAAUAAGUAACUAAGCUAAAAUAUCAAAUUAUUGUCUCUUUCAAACAAAUAUAUAUAGCAUAAAAAUGGUGAGGAGUAGAAGUCCCUCAUUGUAAAUGGUGAACCUUAAAGGGCCAUUAAACUUCUGGGCACAACUAUAGUAGCAUGGUUACAACUCACCAUGCUAUAAUUUUUUCCUGUAGCUGUAGCUAUUUCUAAAGCUAGUUUGGUAUUUGAACCCCUUUUAUUUUGUCAGUUAGUGAAGCUCCGCAUCUUCACACUGGAUGCCGCCAUCUUGGACCUUAACUAUUCUUGCAACCUGUGACAGAAGAGGUACACAUUCACAGAUCAGUAACAUUGCUGUCUUUUUGACAAGCCAUAUCGUGCACCUUAAUUUAACGUACACAAAGCAGGAGCUGCACAUUUUUGCAGUGGCUGCAUUAUUUUAUAUUUUGUUAUUUUAUGUUUUUAUAUUUGUUAUGUGUGAAAAAAACUGAAAAAAAUGUAAAGCUUCCACUGUCUAAUUUGUGAACUUAACCAAAGUACCGGGUACAGCUAUCAAAAAGCCAGCAACGUCAUUGGUCUAUCUGUACCCACCGCCUCAUUGGUCUAUCUGUACCCACCGCCUCUGUCACAGUGUUCAAGAAUAGGUGGGCUCCAAGAUCGCGGUGCCCAGAAUGAAGAUGUGGUGCUUCACCAAGCAGCAACUGUAAUAGGUUAAAAUAAGAGGCUUUAAAAGAACAGUCUAGUCAAAAUUAAACUUUCAUGAUUCAGAUACAGCAUGCAAUUUAAAACAAAUUUCUAAUUUACUCCUAUUAUCAAUUUUGUCUUCAUUCACUUGGUAGCCCUAGCUGAUUGGCGGCUACAUUUAGACACCAACCAGCAAGCGCUACCCAGGUGCUGAACCAAAAGUGUGCAGGCUCCUAAUCUUACAUUCUUGCUUUUUCAAAUAAAGAUACUAAGCGAACAAAUAAAAAUUGAUAAUAGGAGUAAAUUAGAAAGUUGCCUAAAAUUGCAUGCUCUAUCUGAAUCAUAAGCAUUUAAUAUUGACUAGACUAUCCCUUUUAAGAAUGCUGCACGCACAAGGGCAAAGCAAUAUCAUGGUGAGCAGAAACCGUACUAGCGUAGUAAUGUGUGCCCAUCAGUUUAAAGUCCAAAACAAUGCCUCUAAGGUUACCCUUUAUGAAUCAUGCUAUUGUUUAAUUCAAUACAAAGUCUACAUCUGUGCACACAAUUUUAUAUUUAUAUGUAUGUGUUGUAUGUUUUAUUAUGCACAGUGAUGGAAUGCUUGUUUUGUAUGCAGUGUCAGUUUUUGUCAUAUUUAUAUAGAUGUAUUUUUGUGUAUAUAACAUUAUUCUUGUAUGAACAACAGUGGACUUUUUAUGUGCAAUAAAAUAUUUUAUUUUCCAAAAAAAUAAAAA
Messenger RNA from Bombina bombina (fire-bellied toad), 13237 nucleotides. It is a transcript of the gene EXPH5, whose product is annotated as exophilin 5. Gene Ontology annotation, molecular function: small GTPase binding. The record is from RefSeq and is a predicted model, not a curated record. Lineage: Eukaryota; Metazoa; Chordata; Amphibia; Anura; Bombinatoridae. Bases 1962 to 7481 code for a protein of 1839 amino acids. The transcript is spliced from 6 exons. Gene Ontology annotation, biological process: intracellular protein transport.